Molecule: messenger RNA, 1521 nt
Organism: Magallana angulata
Lineage: Eukaryota; Metazoa; Mollusca; Bivalvia; Ostreida; Ostreidae
Product: coiled-coil domain-containing protein 90B, mitochondrial-like
Exons: 7
Coding region: 11-865 (284 amino acids)
Cellular component (GO): mitochondrion
Source: RefSeq, a predicted model, not a curated record
UCUGUGAGUGAUGGCUGGUAUCAGAAGAAUUGCGUAUCGCUUCACAACUAUUACAAAGACGAUGAAACCCAUAUCUUCAGAACUGCUUUCAUGUCAGUUAUGUUUGUUUAAUGAUUUAAAACAGUUCUCAAAAUCAAGUGGACCGCUAAAAGUUUUAGAAUCGACGAGGAGAGUCGAUAAACUUGUGGUACCUACAGACUAUAGUAAUGUAUCGGCUUGUACAUCUUCUGGCAAUGCACCAGUGCGAUUAUAUUGCACAUCUAAACCUCCUGAUGUGUCCGAGAUCCGGAACAUAAACCCUUUAGGAAACAUACAGUCAAAGGUAUAUUACUUUGAUACCCUGGCAGUGGUACAAAAGCUGAUGAAGGAGGGUUUUGAUGAGAAACAGGCCAUGGCUAUUAAGGACAUUGUACAAGAGGUUCUUCAUUCCUCAAUAGAUCACCAAACCAAAGUCCUCGUUACAAAAGCCCAGCUGGAGAUUACAACCCAACAAAUGAUGACCCACUUAAACUCUGUCAAAAAAGAUUUGGUGAUAUUGGAGAAGAGCGAGUUUUCCAUGCUGAGAAGUGAAACAGAGAAACAGACUAUGGAAAUACAGCAACUUAAAAAAGCACUUGAAAAUGAACUAGAUAAACUUAAGGGCCAUGUAAGACUGGAUAUCAACUUGGAAAAGAGCAGGGCAAUUGAAGCACAUGCAGAAAAUGAAAAGAACCUUCAGAUGCUGCGCAAUAAAAUUGAAACUGACGUAGCCAAUGUUCGGACAUUAUUUGAAUCCUACAAAAAUGAUGUUUUUAGGUACUCAAUAGCCACUGCCCUCACAGCUGGAGCUACAGUGUUAGCAGUGCUCCGUUUACUGAUUCAUUGACCAAUGGAUGAAGUUAAUACUUCUCUAAACGAGAUGUUGGACCUUUUAAGAAAACCUUCAUGAAUAAAUUUGGAAUUUCAAGCUACAACAUAGAAACAAGUUUAAUAACUACUGAAUGUAUAAAGGAAAAACUGGGUUGGACAGUUUUUAAUUUAUAAAAGAAGCAACUUAUAAAACAAAAUGGCAAACUGCUUUAACCCUAGUUUUUGUGAGUAUAAAUACUGUAGCUAUAAAAAUAAUUCAAUUUACAUGUAGUUUUGUCACACAUAAUAAACACAGAUUUGUUUAAUUAAAUUUAUUGAAAUAACAUUUUUCAAUAAAGGAUUCCAAUUAUUCUGUUGGAAUAUUUGACAACUGUUUUCCAAAGAUUAGGCAUAUGAGUACAUUCUUUUUUACAAGUUAUCAAACCUAUCAUAUAGAUUUAAUAAACACCAAAAGUAGUAGAAAAGAUAGAAAAAGUUAGGGAGAUUCAAAGAACGAUGUUAAGUAAGAUGUACAACAGUAAUGAAAAAAAUUAAAAUAAAUACAAAAUGCAAACAUCAUACACAUUCUACGCACACAUACACAAUGACGCACACCCUAUAUCAUUCUCCACAAAAAAUUAAUGUGUCAGAUUAAAAUAUGUGUUAAUGAAAAUAAAAAAAAUAUACAAUUGU